AUGGAAGAUUGUUGGGAAAGUGCCUUAGCCGAUUUUAAAGUUAGUAAUCGUAAAUGGGCAAAAGGUUAUUUUCGUAAUUUUCACUCUCCAGCUAGGGUUAAUUCCAUGGCGGAUCAAAACAACAAUGAAGACGCAGGUAUAAACUGCAAUUUGCCCAAAGAUGCAGUGGAGCGGAUACUUGUAGGGCUUCCGGUCAGAUCGCUGCUCCAGUUUAAGUCUGCAUGCAAAUCAUGGUACAAUUUCAUCAAGAGCUGUAAUUUUAUCAAAAUUUACCGCAAUCAUCAAAUCUCUCGUCCUCCUUCUGCCCUUAUAUCUUACAAAAAAAAUAAUGUUAGCUCAUUCUGGCCUGAUUUCUUUUCGCUCAAUCUUCAUCCUGAUACCAACAUUGAACAGUAUAAUUUCCCUAUAAACCAGCAAUUGUCUUUACCUUUUGCCAUUGAUGACGCAAAGGACUGGGCUAAUUUUGAGUUUUGCUACAAUGGCUUAAUUUGUUUGACGAAGGAUAUCUAUACCUCACCAGUAGCUAUUCUAUGGAAUCCCGCUAGUCGGAGAUACAAAUGCAUUAAUAUACCCUCUGAGUGCUCCAGAUUGACUUAUCUAAAACUCGGGUUUCAUCAACAAAGCAAUGAUUAUAAAAUUUUGAAAGUCCCCUUUCAAACGCGGAGUGAUGAUGAAUCAACAAAAAUGGCUUGGGUUUAUACACUGAGUUCAGGUUCAUGGAAAACCGUACCGUUUACCCUUCUUAGCCUAACUGUUGCUUGGGGACCUCAGAUUUCUGUAGAUGGUUUUGUGUAUUGGCUGGGUACACGCGGGGUGGAAUAUAUUAUCUGCUUUGAUCUGAUUAAAGACAAAUUCAAACUAAUGGAUGUUCCUGAUGAUCGUGGUUUUGAUCGCGAACUUGUUCAUAGAAAGCUUAUGGUUUUGAGGGGAUCACUUGCCAUGAUAGUUUCUGUUGAGGAUGGUACUAGGGAUACUGAGAUAUGGAUGCUUGUGAAAGGAAAUAGUCACCAACCAUACUUAUGGACUAAGAAGUUCAUUUUAGAACCUUUUUCCAAAGAAACAACCACGUUGGGAAUGUGGAACGAUCAUAAGCUUCUCGUAGUUGUUUCACAAACUCAUCCUCAUGCUCUCAGACAAGUCUACUCUUAUGAUUUGGUUACCAAAGAGACGGAAUAUUUUCAUAUGCCAAAGGAACAAGAUUUAGCAUCUUUUGCAGCAGUGCGUGGGUGCUAUUUUGAGAGCCUGGAACUUGAAGAUGGAUCUGGCGGGAGAUACUGA
Solanum stenotomum is the source of this 1278-nucleotide messenger RNA. Its product is annotated as F-box protein At3g08750-like. NCBI's taxonomy places the organism in Eukaryota, Viridiplantae, Streptophyta, Magnoliopsida, Solanales, Solanaceae. Gene Ontology annotation, molecular function: protein binding. The record is from RefSeq and is a predicted model, not a curated record. Bases 1 to 1278 code for a protein of 425 amino acids. The transcript is spliced from 2 exons.